GAUAUUUAAUGUACUCAUUCGGUAGGGGAGUCCUCUCAGUGACCCCUAACGGUCCGCGAACCCCAUCUUGUGAACCAUGUGGCCUAGAGACAGUUGGUCAGUAACGUCUCUGGUCCUUUUUAGAUACUCGGCUUUCGGCUUCAUAUCGCGGUGAACUGGAAUGUCUGCAGCGCUCCCCUGUCAUCAGAGUGUCUGUCUACGGCAUGGAGCGUUGCAGCGCCAUCUCUGCCUACAGGUCUAAAGAAUCCUGGGGGGCUCUCUCUGCCGUUUCUUUCAGACACCAAAUGUAACGUCAAACCUCCCGGUUGAGCUAUGAAGACAGAGCAAAGCUGUGUGGAGACGCCGGCGACUCUCCGGGAGGUCCAAGACCUGCUCCAAAAACCGGCGCACGGAGACGAGGAUGCCCCGGAGAAGCAAAACGAAAGCAAUUACGUCGAUUUGGGAUUAAUGGACGUGAACACAGGCGGGACAAAACCGGAAAACGACUGCGGCAUUGGUGAAAGAAACCAAAUGUCUGUCCUUAUUAACAGCAGUGGCGCCGAAGCUCUGCGCGCAACGGAACCAAUCCAGGAGGUGGCGAUUAAUACCAAUAUUGAAAUUAAUAAUUCUGGAGUUGGGAAAUUUAUAAAAAAUGUCAAGGAGGGUCCCUCUGAUCCAUCACACCUCCCCAUUCUUAACUCAAAGUCAGAGGUUUGCUUUAAAUCCGGAGACGAAGGCGAGCGUGCCACAACGCAGCCCGAGGUGUCCAAAAGAGAAGACAGCAAAAACCCUCCACGGGGUGAGGGAUUACACUGUAGUGAUAAUUAUCUGAGCGGGAGAAGUGAGUCGGAUGAUUAUGAGGAGGAUGAUGAUGUUAGUUUGGUGCUUUCCGACGACUGCGUCCCGUGCGUAACGGAGGAUGAGUCCCAUUAUAUUACCACGCACGAGAUCCAACUCUCGGAGCUCUCUGACCACGAGGAGGACUACGACCUCGGGGUGGGCUCCUCCACCAGCUGGGACGUCGAGGGUGACAACCAGGUGUACUCUUUUGUUGAUUACGCCUCAUCUGACGGUGAUGGGGCUGCGGGGGAGAGGGGAGACGCCGGCCAGCCUCGCUCUCAGGGCGCAGCAGCAGUCAGCACUCAGCUUGAAAGUGAUCCGAAGGACGGGGCCAAGUUCACCAGCUCAGAUGAGAGUGUGUCAAAGCCCCAGCAGCAGCAGCAGCAGCAGCAGCGCAGUGGCAACAGUGGGGGACAGAUCCCAGUGUCAAUCAGAACCACUUCUCGAGCUAUAAAUGACCCUGGCAGCAUCCAAGAACAGGGGAAUAUCCUUUCUCAUGCCAGGCACUCCGGGGACGUGAGUCGCUAUGUGUUUACAGGGGUUGAUGGGAAGGCAGAGACGCUGUGUGACAGGGCGAAGUGUUUCAUAGCCGCGCCCGGACGCUUGCACUUUGGCCGCAAAUUGAGAGGGAAAGAGGUCACCGGGUAUUCCAGCGGUGCGUCCAGCGCUGUCAGCGAGCUGGACGACGCUGACAAGGAGGUGCGCAACCUGACAGCCAAAUCAUUCAAGAGUCUGGCGUAUCCUUACUUUGAUGCCAUCAAUUUCAGCACCUCCAGCGAGUCCUCUGCAUCAGAGCAUGGAAAAGGGAUAAACAGGUGGGCCACGUUUGUCGACCUAAAAUAUGGCAAUAUGAACAUGUCCCGUGGACUGGACCAAAGUGUGGUUUCCCAUCAAAACUCAGGAGCCUCGUUUGAAAUAGCCAAGAAUGUAGACAAUAGAGAUUAUAAGGGCAUCGCGCUGGCGAGCAUCAAACCUCCCUCCAGCAAGAUCUUCACUCUGAAUGGUGACCCUCACAGCCCGUCGUCAUCAAAGCAAAUCGAGCUGAUGGGGGAAUUUAGCCAGGGCCACAGCGGAGUGAUUAGGCUCACGGAGACUCUGAAUUUUCGUUGCAAUGUCAAAUCAGGAAUGUCUGGGGGAGAAAGGCUCACUAAGUUUGCACAAAACGCUGCAGGAUCACGUUCCGCAGAUGCGGUUACCAACAGUUUGCCAAGCGGCCAGUGGAGAGGGGCCAGCAAGUCGCCCUCUAAAACCAUGGAAGACACGCACAAGAAAGCCGUAUUCGCCUCGAGCCUGAUCAAAAAUGUGAUUUCUAAGAAGAUGCAGUUCGAGCAGGAGCGCAAGAUGGAACGAGGGGAGAUACGCGAGCCGCAUCCGACGCCCUCCCCGUGCUUUGUGCACCAGGAGAGCGACGGCCACAGGGAGAAGGGGAGCAGGGAGCUGCGCAGACAGAGCUCCAAGUUUUCCGAGAGCAGCUCCGAGUACGCCAUAAUGUGCCUGGAUGAAUUGGGGGACUUCGUGGACAGCGGCUCGUGUGAUACCAGGAGCGACUCUUGGAGACGAGACGCGGCCGCUCUUGCACCUCAAACUAACUUGGAACCGGCCAAUGAAGCUGGGAUCGCAGCUAAAAAAGGCGAGUUGGAAGCGUCCAAAAGCACGCUGCUUCGCAGCCAAAAUAGCGCCUUCAGAUGCUGGAAGGACGAGGAGCUAGAGCUUCAAAAGGAUCAUAAAAACGAUAAAACACCGGAGAAGUCGCCCUCAGCUGAUGACAGAGAGGGCGAGCAGUACUCAGCGGGAAGCGGCAAACUGACUAAAAUGUCACAUUUGUUUGUGCCAAGUAUCCAACUGCUAUCUGGUGACGGAGAAGCCGGACAACAGCUGCAGAGCAGGAAUUAUUCUCCAUAUGGAGACGGAGGAGAGAUCAAACUGCGCUCUGACAACACCACGUUAUACAUCGCAGACUCCGGGAGCGCAGCAACAUCUAAAUCUCCGGAAAUUAAAAUUAACUUAAAGAGCGUCAGAGACAAUAUAACUGAGAGUUUUGGCGUCUCCAAACUGCGCGCUCCUAAUAUAGGCCGUAACGCAGCCAGCCUCAUCAGAACGGAAGACUUGAAAUGCCAGGCGCUCGCUGCAGCUUUGAAGGGUGAGUCGUCAGAUAACGUGCCGCAUUUCAUGGUUAGAGACAUUAGAGAUAACAAAGGGAAGCUGCAGACGCCCAUUUACCAAGUGAGAGACGUGCGUAAAAUGGUUAAAAGUUCCUAUCAAUUUGUCUCUUUGGAUAACAACGAAAAUAAAUCCGACAGCCACUCAGAGCAAAUGAAGCAGAUGUCCUAUCGGAAUCCUAAUUCUGUGUCCCCUAUAGUGAUCAAAUGUCAGUCUGUGAAUACAAAUAGUAACGGGAAACAUUCUGGAAAUCUCACCGAGUUAUCUAAACAGGAACCUGACACAAACAGGUUGUCUCCAGAGGACGCUAAAAAUGCUCAGCUGCAAAGGGCAGCAGAGAGAGCACCAGGUAAUGAUUCCUCAGAUGGAGUCAUUCGGUUGAGAAUUGAAAGCAGAGCGGCUUCAAUGAAGCUGGAAAAAAUAUUGGAUGUCACAGAUAAGAAACCUGAGUCAAAGAUUGCGAACCUGGGGGCUUUGGAAAAACUCCAGGCUGCAGUGAAAACCAUGGAGCAAAUGUAUAAAUUUGAAAAAAAUGAAUGGAAAAGGAAGAAUGAGCCCCAUCUCCUGACAGACAGCCACGUGCUCUCACUGAUAGCCAGUGAGGAGCAUGAAGGACUUGAGGAGGACUGUGGGAGAGCGUCCAGCAUGGACAGGACAGACAGAAGAGACUCCUAUCCCAACAAUGACAAGACGCCACCAGCACUGGCGGCGUCGUCUGCCACUGAUAGCCUGCUUCGGCGAGAGGACAAAGACCCCUGCUUGGUCUUCCAGACUCCCGGCAGCCGUGAGGACAGGCUGGUUGCGAGGUCAAUGCAAGCCACGGGGAACAUGUUCAGCCUCAGCUCUAGCCUCAAGCCACAGCCAAACGCCAUCACUCAAACACCUUUCAGCACCAAAAGCUUCACCCCUAAGUCCCCAAAAUUGCCUGUGUCCUUAAAAGUCAGCCGGACGAAGCUAAGUGGAAAUGAAGGAGCCGAAUCAAAGGAGGUUGAGCGGUCCACACAGGAGCUCUUUCGCGCCUCAGCUGACAACGAGAACUACCUUACCAUUCCGGUAAAGUCUCACUCCAGUAGCAACAAACAAGCCUCAUCUGCUGAAAAAACACCAGUGUACACAUUUACCACCCAGAGACAACCAAUCACUCCUUCAAGACACCUGGGAUCUGGCGCCAGGGGCUUUGAAGACCACAACCAGUCCCCUAAACGCUCCAGCAUUGUGAUGGACACACGCUCACCUGAGAUCCCUCCUGCCAUCUACCACUCUUUGCCAAUGGGCAUGUCCACCAGUCAGCCGCAGGUGUACUGCUUCUCUCCGGUGAUCAACCCCGCUCCCACCCUGGACCCCUUCCAGGCCACCCAGAGGAAGAUGCUUCUGGAUCCCACCACUGGGAGCUACUACCUGGUGGACACUCCUGUGCAGCAGGCCACCAAGCGCCUCUUUGACCCUGAAACAGGCCAGUAUGUGGACAUGCCCAUGCCGCAACCUCCCAUGACCCCGGUGCCCAUACCAAUCUCACCUUUGGCCCUCAGUCCAGGAGCAUAUGGACACACCUACAUGAUCUACCCGGGCUUCAUGCCGACCCCGUCCGUGAUCCCAGCCCGGACGCUGGUGCAGUCGCAGAUGUUGGUGCAGUCAGAGGCGGAGGGCGGAGGGAAAGCCCUGUCACAGCAGGCUGAGGGCAUGUACAUGGAGAGUCCCUUCUAUAUGGCCACUGGAAUGUCUCCUCAGGCGGCCUACUGGCCUCAACAGCAGGCUGCCGCAAACAGGCCGCCGCAGGGCUUCUCCAGCAUCAAGCAGCCGGUCAUCAGCAUCACCUCCCAGCAGGGGCCGCGGAUCAUCGCUCCGCCCUCGUUUGACGGGACCACCAUGAGCUUCGUGGUGGAGCACAGAUGAAUGGCAGCUUACCUGGGCAGGUUCCCAACAGGGCUGAACUCUGAGUGGAUGCUGGGCUGCUCUGGCUCUGGGUCUCUUCGUUGUGCUCCUUUAGUUUUUGGCUGGAGGUGAUGGAUCAGGGCCCUUUGAUAAUAUGGCUUAUUUUCCUCCAGUUUCACCUUUUCUAACUUGUACAAGAUGUGUAUGAAUAUGUAUUUUUUGUUUUAUAAAACCACAUUGUAAAGAAAAUGAAAGACUAAAUGUGUAGCCUUGUAUUGCAUUGAGUUUGCUUGCACAGUUUUCAAUCACCCCCUAAAAUAAUCUGGGAAUUGUAGUUUUAUGUAAUUUUGUAAUUUAUCUUAUUUUACAACACAACUUUUAUGAUGACUAAAUUUAGCAUUAUAUCUAUAUCAGCUUACAUUUUCUUACAUCUCUUGUGUGUUGGAUUUUAUGCAGUGUCUAUUGCUUUAAAAUGCGCAAAAGUCAGCAUUUACCAUUAUGUUUUAUUAUGAACCUGGAAAUAUCAUGAUUAGUAAAUCAACCUUGCUGAAUUCAUUAACAUAAUCCGAUUAAUGCACGAUGUGUGUUGAACCUAUACAAUAAUAGACAUUCUGGGGAUUGCUCAUUAUGCAUUUGUCCUGCAUGUAUAGCAGAAUGUUCAAUUCAUGUCUGACCUGUCUCAUGUACUUUCUAGCGGUUCGACAUGUAUUUCUACGUGUAAAACUGUUUAGUACUUUAGUAUUUUGACACUGACUUACUGUUUUGUACUUCAAAUGGUUGAGAGUGUGGAUCUGCUGGCCAGUCCAUCCUUUCCUUUUGAAUCAAGUUUGCUACUUUACUGUCUUUUUGCGAGGACACUAAAAAACCCAGUCGAACCCAACAUCAAACGUUCUUUUAUAAUAACUGCAGUAACAAUGAUGAUAUUGUUAUAAAAGAAUACCACCUCAUUUGUGAAAAGAUCAUAGUGAUUUCUGUUAAAAGUCUCAUAAAGAAUUGAAAGAUAUUGUAUUGUAUUGAGAUGAAUGGAUUAUAAAGGUUGUGUUGAUGUUUUCAUUUGAAUUAAGAUGUUUGCUGCUUUCUGAGCUGGUGAAAUGUUUUAAUGUAGAAAAUGCUAAAUCAUGGUCACUGUUUUGGAUGUAAACAUUGCUUCAUCGCUGGCCUGACCGCAGCCUUUCAGCUUCUUAUAACUGUGAGGAACAUAUUGUACAUUCUGAUUGGAAAAAGUCUAAAUUAAAGGAGGCUCAGUUUCCCAACGUACAAAAACGUUCUGACUUGCUUUUACUGGAAGAUCAUUUCUUAUAGUUGCUGAAGUAUAUGGCAGAAAAACCAAAAGAUUGAUAAACAUAUUAAGUGCAUUGAUACAGCAAGCAAAUAGAUUCCUAAUUAUUAAUAGGAGUGGCUGAAUUAAUAAUGUGCCAAAACAAGAUUCCAGUUGUGCUCAGUCAAGAUGCAUUGACGGGAGUGAUACGACCUCUGACCUUCAGAAUAACAGUGCAUCAGAUUUGAGGUAAAGUUACUUGUUAUUUACAGUAUGCUCACUAAAUAAAAAGCAUAAAUUCAUAAUCAACGUUAGGAAAACAUAACACUGUAAUGUGUGUGACCAUGAGCCACUCAGAGAGUAUACAUUACACACUGAAUAAGUCCUGUUUGAGUCAUUAAGUCAUUUAUAUAAAGUAGAAUCCAGGCUUGUUUUUAACAAAUGAUAAUUCCCUACUUUUAUUCUGAAUAUCAGAUGCAUAUUCCUGAACUUGUAAUCAAACAUCUCCCCUAAACUACGUACUCGGUUUAGUUUAGCACUGUUUGUACUGUUUAUCAAUCGGUUCCCUUGGUUUACUUAAUCUGUGUGUUUUCAAUACUGAAGGCAUAUCUCACCACCAAGACAAAUAAAACCAAACUUAUCUUAACUCAAUGUAAUGUUUUAGUCUUCCAAAACGAUGUACAUUUUAGAAAAGAUCACAAAUGAUUUACUCUUUAAUUUACCUUCAGUAGUUUUUCAUCCAUUCACUGGCCUCUUCACGCCAACAGGUCACACUGGUGGUUAUCAUUUAUUCAGACAAAUCUUUCAUUGCCUUGUUUUGGGGUUGUUGCAGCACUUUGCAAGUCAUAUUGCAGCAGUUUUUUUUAAUGUGCAUUAAACGAAGAGCUUGCUUAUCCUUGCGAGAGGAACAGUACAGUGUGUUGUAUAGAGGAGUUUAGUUCUGCACAAGUGUAAAUACCUUUUUCACAGGUGUCGAGGAAGAGCAGAUGUUCUGAUGCAUAUCAUAUUCAAAGCCUUGCACAAGGACACUCAAAUAGGGUGGGGCUUUGAAACGAUGAACUUUCUGAACAGACAGUAUGUGUUGUGAAGGCAAAAGAAAGUGGAGAAAAAUUUAGGAAGUUUGUGACUUUUGGAAUGAGUGGACUUUUAA
Messenger RNA from Anarrhichthys ocellatus (wolf-eel), 7259 nucleotides. RefSeq names its product chromosome unknown C4orf54 homolog (gene cunh4orf54). NCBI's taxonomy places the organism in Eukaryota, Metazoa, Chordata, Actinopteri, Perciformes, Anarhichadidae. Bases 313 to 4872 code for a protein of 1519 amino acids. The transcript has 2 exons. The record is from RefSeq and is a predicted model, not a curated record.